AUGAAUAAUUCAGACGUUGAAGAAUUCGAUAAAGAAAUGCCAACUGAAUCAGAAUUCUCAAGUUUUAUUCAUUCAAAUAGACCAUUAGUAAUCAGAUCUUAUUAUCAAAAACAAUCGCAGUCUAAUCAUCAUCAUAUCUCAACCAUUGGUUCUACUUGGUCAGAAAAACUUUUGAUCGAUCGAUUAGGAAAUGAGAAAUUAUUAACAGUAGCAAGGACACCUAGUGGAAAUUCGGAUUCGAUAGUCAAUGAAGAAUACUUUGUGGAACCGAACUAUGAAAAGAUGACGUUAGAAUGUUUAAUAAAUGAACUUCGACCAAUAAGCCCAACCGAAACAGAACAGAGAGAUGUAAUUUAUCUUCAAUCUCAAGAUAAUAACUUACAUAAAGAAUUCAACGCCUUAAUUCCAGAUAUAGGUCUAGAGGUUCCGAUAGCCAGUGCAGCUAUAGGUGGCGGGGUCAAACCUGAUGCGGUUAAUAUUUGGAUUGGAGAUGAUAGAUCAAUUACAUCCCUGCACAAAGUACUUGAAGGUUCGAAAACUUUCACAAUCUUCCCGCCCACUGAGUUCUAUUGCAUGCAUGAAACAAGAUACAAAUCAGGAAGAUAUAUCAAAGAUUCUGAAACAAAUCAAUGGACAAUAAAACCAAAUGAAGAUCAAACUUUAAUACCAUGGAUACCAAUAGAUCCACUGAAUCCAAAUAUUGAAAAAUUUCCUAGAUUUCAAUUUGCUAGAGCUAUGACUAUUACUUUAAUGGAAGGUGAUCUUUUGUAUCUUCCUUCACUUUGGUUUCAUCAUGUUCAACAACAUAGAACUACUCCAACAGGUUUAGUUGUGGCUUGCAAUUGGUGGUAG
Messenger RNA from Melampsora larici-populina 98AG31, 852 nucleotides. RefSeq lists its product as uncharacterized. The coding region runs from base 1 to 852 and encodes 283 amino acids. Lineage: Eukaryota; Fungi; Basidiomycota; Pucciniomycetes; Pucciniales; Melampsoraceae. The transcript has 5 exons. Gene Ontology annotation, molecular function: 2-oxoglutarate-dependent dioxygenase activity. The record is from RefSeq and is a predicted model, not a curated record.